Messenger RNA from Miscanthus lutarioriparius, 771 nucleotides. The record is from the annotation of a GenBank genome assembly. NCBI's taxonomy places the organism in Eukaryota, Viridiplantae, Streptophyta, Magnoliopsida, Poales, Poaceae.
AUGGCCCCCAGCACCGCCGACCUCGCCAUCCAGGGCGCCUGUGACGGCAACCUCUGCCUCCUCAAGCAAAUCUCGAAAGAGUUGGAAUUGCGGGGAGUGGAGGGCUUCAAGGGGCGGAGCUUUCUCCACUUCGCGGCGGGCGGCGGGCACGUCGAGGCCUGCAAGUUCCUGGUGGAGGAUUCGGGGUUCCAUGUCAACUCCACCUCUGCGGAAGGCGAGACGCCAAUCCUCGUCGCCGCCGAGGCCGAGGGGGACGGGAACCUCCCAGUUCUGAGGUACCUCCUGGAUCGCGGCGGUGACCCGGCCAUGCCCGAUGCCAGGGGAUUCACGCCGCUGCACAAUGCGGCUGAGAAUGGGCACUACGAGGCUGUGAGGCUGCUGCUGUCCAAGGGCAUUCCUGUUGAUCCUCUCAACCAUCGUGGUACUCCGUGGAUUGUUGCUGCAGCAAUGGGCCAGGACCAGGUUGUGAAGAUCCUCCUGGAUCAUGGCGCUGAUCCCAACAAAGUUGUCCAUUAUGACCAUUCACCACUCACGAUGGCAUGCUGUGCGCGUUCCUUGAAAUGUGUGAAGCUACUGACUCAGGCUGGUGCUGAUGUGAACUCCAAAAGUCCGCAUGAGCUACCUGUUUUAAUGAUAGCAGUUAAUAAGGGCUUAACUGAUACUGUCAAGUUCUUACUGGAGGUUGGAGCUGACCCUAACAUUCCUGAUAUGUAUAAUGAAACCAAGGUCUCAGAGGAUCUGAAGCUAGUUCAGUCCCCUAUUGGCUAUUGA